Molecule: messenger RNA, 912 nt
Organism: Glossina fuscipes
Lineage: Eukaryota; Metazoa; Arthropoda; Insecta; Diptera; Glossinidae
Exons: 2
Coding region: 37-912 (291 amino acids)
Source: RefSeq, a predicted model, not a curated record
AUAUACAUUUGGUGCUUUAUUGUUUUCGUUCUAUUAAUGGAUUCCAUCGCUUCUGCGCGUAAAAUUAAACGUAAAGGUGCUUAUUUAUCUCAAGCUACCGGUCCAUCUUCUUAUGGCAGUGAGCCAUACAAAUAUGAAGAGAUUCAUAGCGUAGAGUAUGCCAACCAUCAACCAUACUCCGAGCAUUACGAGUACGAAUCUGCUCAACAGACUACCUUAUCGAAUACUUAUUUAAUGGAUAAUGGUUUGCGUAGCAUAGCCAAAGGUUCCGCUGAUCAGGCCAACUCAGCUGUGGCUUCACAGAAUGCUGCUGCUAAACAAGCAGCAUAUGUAGCAAAAAAUACUUUGGCCCAUGCAGCUUCUCAAGCAGCCAAUACGGCCGUAGCCGUGCUUAAAGGUAAAGAAGUUCUAUUGCAACGUUUAGAAGAACAACUUACUGAAGCACACAAAACAAUGCAAAGUGAAUUACAACAACUGCAGCAAGCUAAGCGUUCAGCCCAAGCUGCCCAAUAUGCUGCAGAGCAAGCAAUUAAUCAUGUCUCCAUAUUGACAGCUGCUUUAAAUAAUGCUCAAAGUGCCUCAGAACUAGCACAGAAAGCCGCAUCAGAAGCUGCAGGCGAACUAGCUUCACAAAUCGAUAUGGUCGCACAGGCUAAAAAGAAAGUAGAAGCGAUAGAAACUCAACUAUAUACAACGCGUUUAGAUUAUCAAGAGACCAAAGAUGCGGCUGAGAAAGCAACGUUUUCAGCCCAAGCAGCGCAACACAAUGCAAAUGAUGCAGCGUUGCACGCUAAUGUUGAAUUAAGUGCCAGUUCUGGUGGAAGCUUGCAAGCGCUCCAGGAUGUCGGUGAACAUCAUGCGAUUAUAAAACGUACUGACAAACAUGGCAGAGACAAACUUUAUGGCGCAUAA